This is a messenger RNA of Serendipita indica DSM 11827, 1521 nucleotides long. Lineage: Eukaryota; Fungi; Basidiomycota; Agaricomycetes; Sebacinales; Serendipitaceae. The record is from the annotation of a GenBank genome assembly.
AUGAAUCCAUCCGGCUUUAAAGCCAACUUACGUAGUCACCGUCGACGAAAUCAACCUUGGACCUCUCCCCCGGUCGGUUCUAUCCUUGCUGGCCUCAAGACGAAGAUGCACUCAGGAUCCUGGUUCUCGUCUAUCCUCUUGGCUGCAUUGCAGCUUCAUCUCGCUGUAGCGGCUCCGAACCCACUCCCGACCCCUGCUCCGAGCAAGACGUUGCCACAAAAGCGGGACAUAUCUUCAUGGGCUUCCAGCGUCGCUAGCGGUCUACCUACAGAUGUUGCUGGUGGUGUGUUGCCUGCGUUCCAAGGGCUGCCCAGUCCAGAUGAUAUCAAGAAGCAACUUAACCUCACCGACGAGGCUAUCGACGCACUUCCCCUCGAGGUUCUCAACAUUCCAACGUUCGCGAAUUGGACGGGAAACGGUUGGAACGUCCGCAUCCAUGGUCAGGCGUAUAAGCAGCCUCCAGCAAACGACAGCGUGUUAGACCACAUUUCUUCCGUCUUUAUUGCCGAUCUGGAUGUCUCACAGCUCAACGAGACCGGUCAUCGUCAAUCACGAAAUAUGAGCGCAUUGAUGCUCGCCCUCCCACAAGACGAUGAACGACUAAAUUUCACCCUCACAAGCCCUGUGUCCAACAACUCGCUCGUUAUCGAGUUUCCAGCCGCGACAGACAGCAGAGGAGAAUUCGAUGCAUUCAUACAGCUGACUAGUGACAUGAUUCCAUCAAACGACUCGGUCAUGAGUUGGCCAAUGUACACGGUUAAUGUCAACAGUGGCAAUUCGACGGUUUGGUUUGUUCCCCAAAAGGGCGUCACCAUCCUCUCAGACGUGGACGAUAUUCUUCGGUUCACUCAGAUCUAUGUCCCUCAAAAUGGUCUUUACAACUCGUUUGCCGUUCCAUUUACUCCAUGGUCCGAUAUGCCGUCUGUCUAUGCCAAAUGGGCGCAGCAGAAUCCCAACUUUCAUUUCCACUACUUGACAACUACUCCUGAACCUUUUACAAGACAAUACGUCGACUUUUUGAACAAAUACUAUCCUUUGGGUUCCUUCGAUGAUAGGCCGCUCAACUUGACGACCUAUGACCAGAUCUUCCAAAUUCGCAAGACGAAUUUAGAACGCUUUUUCCAUACCUUCCCAAACCGUUCCAUCGUCCUUGUCGGUGACACAAGCAAUGGAGAUAUCAUGCGCAAUUAUCCACAAAUGGCGCUCGACUUUCCAAACACUACAGCCUGCAUUCUCAUUCGAAACACCUCUGCCACUGAUAGCAGCAACCACUUCCCUUACAAUACCAAGAACUUCAAGGAUGUACCAAAGGAAAAGUAUAUGUUUUUCCGCACAACGGAUGAUAUUCGAAACCUCAACUUUGCCAAUGGAGACUGUGUCAACGCUUCGGUACCGCAAAACGUGACGUUCGACUACCAAGGCCUACCGUUUGACAACAACAAUGGAGCAUUCGCUCUGACCACCACACCAAGCUUCAUGCUCAUGGCAGCCACAGUCCUUAUGUUGAUGACUCUUCUUUGA